GGCUGCCGUAGUGAGCUGAUGUAAAGAGACGGAAAUCAUGGACGUUUUGGGAAAGUGAAGCGUGAUAUUCGUGCUACAUUCUAAAUGACAUACUACCACCAUUUAAGUGCACUAAAUAGGGUGGAGUUGAGUGGUAUGGCAGGAAGCUCCCUGGCAGAGAAACACUUCAGAUUUGUGGUGGUAGGUGGAGGAAUUUCAGGGGUCACCUGUGCAGAACAGCUGGCCUUCCAGUUUCCUAAGGAGGAGGUUGCUCUUCUGACUGCUGCUCCACUGGUGAAGACUGUGACUAAUUUAAGACAGGUGUCCAAGACUUUGGAGGAUUUUGAUGUGGAAGAACAGCCAUCCAGCAUCUUAGAGGAGAAGUAUCCUAACCUGAAGGUUAUUCACUCAGCAGUCAGAGUUCUCCAUGCAAAACAGCAUGUGCUGCAGACUGAGGACGGACAUAACGUCCAUUACGAGAAGCUGUGUGUGUGCACCGGGGCCAGACCUAAACUCGUCAUCGAGGAGAACCCUCAUGUGCUGGGUAUACGGGACACUGACAGUGCCCAGGAUUUUCAGAAGAAGCUUUCCAAAGCCAGGCGCAUGAUAGUCAUUGGGAAUGGGGGAAUUGCCUUGGAAUUGGUCUAUGAAGUGGAGGGCUGUGAGGUGAUCUGGGUGAUAAAGGACAAGGCCAUCGGGAAUACGUUCUUUGAUGCUGGAGCUGCUCAAUUCCUUAUCCCCUCACUGGAGGUGGAGAAGCCUGAGAAAUCGCUGCCCUGCAAGAGAACACACUACACCACUGACAGAGCCGCAAAACCUAAAGCAGGUUCAGCAGAUCUUGGUAGCGCCUUAGGUCCAGACUGGCACCAAGACAUCAGUCUCAGAGGAGCAGAGGAGGUGUCGCACAAUGUGCACGUAGAGUAUGAGUGUGAGAUGGAAGCAAUCCAUUCCCAGCAGGACUUCAUGCAAUCACCACUCUAUACACAGAAGACUGAUUUAGGGGUGUGGCCAGUUUACGCACAGUUAACCAAUGGGAAGGUGUAUGGAUGUGACUUUAUAGUCAGUGCUACAGGUGUGGUCCCAAAUAGUGAACCUUUUCUUCCGGGUAACAGCUUUGAGCUGGCAGAGGAUCGUGGCCUGAGGGUUGACGAGCACAUGCGGACAUCUGAGCCAGAUGUAUAUGCAGCUGGAGAUGUGUGCAGUGCAGGCUGGGAGCCUAGUCCACUUUGGCAGCAGAUGCGCUUGUGGACUCAGGCACGUCAAAUGGGCUUUUACGCCGCACGCUGCAUAGCAGCCCAUGUGCUGGAGGAGGCCAUCGAGCUGGACUUCUGCUUUGAGCUCUUUUCACACAUCACCAAGUUCUUCAACUACAAGGUGGUGCUGCUGGGCAAGUUUAAUGCUCAGGGCCUGGGGUCGGAUCAUGAACUGCUGGUGCGCUGCACCAAGGGCCUGGAGUACGUGAAGGUGGUGUUGAGCCGAGGACGCAUGGUGGGGGCCGUCCUUAUUGGAGACACUGAUCUGGAAGAGACCUUUGAGAACCUCAUCCUCAACCAGAUGGAUCUGUCCUCAUAUGGGGAGGAGUUGCUUAACCCUGACAUUGACAUUGAGGACUACUUUGACUGAAAUAAUACGUUGAGGAUCCUGAUUAGGAAUUGUGCAGGUGAUAGUAGUUAGUUUACUUCAUUGACCUGCAGCUCGUUUGGAUCCCACCCUGCUAUAACUUUGCACUGGAGCAGGGGUCCUCAGCUGGCAGACCGUGGUCCGGAUGUGGACACAAUAAAGUAUUUCACCUGACCAAAUAAAGCAAGCGAAAAUACAGUCACAGAGCCUAUCAGUGUAACCAAUGAAAAAAAAAUGGCCAUAGUUCAGCAAUUCGGCUGGCUAUAGUUAAGGUUUAUAAUCAUCAACCAGCUUGGCUUCUGUAGCAGAUCCUCUGUUGUGGCCAUAGGGAGCUAGAGUGGUCAGAAAGGGAAGUUUUAAUUAAAGUGUUUAAAGAUGAAUGGGCAGAGAUAUGUGCAAUAUUUUCCCACUACUUCAAGUUAAAACAUCUGUGACUCAGAGCAGAGGUGUGCACCAGGACAAAAAAAUGUCUUAUUUACUAAUCAUUAAUAUUUAAGCAUUAAAAAGUAAUUGUUGUUGCCAUUCAAUCAUGUUAGCUGCUUAUGGUUCUGCUUAGCUGCUUGGAUCUUUGGAAAAAAGAUUUAUAUAACUAGACCUUCACAAAUUUUAGUUGAUAACCCCUGCACUACACUGUGCAAUUAUCUAGACUAUUAAACUUACUUCUUUAUGAAAUCACUAGAUAAAGCUAAAUGACCAAAAUUUGUUCCUACCUUCUAUAUCCCAAAAUCAGCAGAUCAAUAAUGUUUCUCUGUCUUCCACAAUCAUUUUAUCACCCUAUUACCCACCAUACUCCAGCACGUACGCAGGAUAUAUCUGGUUAGAAUUAAAGACAACAAAAAUCCUAGGAUAUAAAGUAUUGUCAACACAGCUAUCAUGUAUAUUUUCAAUUUGGUCACCAUCAGGUUUGCAGAGAUUUUGUUGUCCAGUUGUGUACUUCCCAACAAUCACACGUGCAAGGAAUAUUAUUCGUGUGUUGUUUACUUCCUGGCUUUGAGCCUUGCUGUACUUGUCUGCAUGCGCUGCAUGUAAGGCAAAGUAUGUACCUAGAAGAGAAUGUGUAACUUUUGUAAUCAUAACUGAAUGUAGUAUGAGGACAACAAAAUAUUAAACCCAACUAACCUUUGCCGAGGA
This is a messenger RNA of Pangasianodon hypophthalmus (striped catfish), 2730 nucleotides long. It is a transcript of the gene pyroxd1, whose product is annotated as pyridine nucleotide-disulphide oxidoreductase domain 1. Gene Ontology annotation, molecular function: flavin adenine dinucleotide binding; oxidoreductase activity. The transcript has 13 exons. Lineage: Eukaryota; Metazoa; Chordata; Actinopteri; Siluriformes; Pangasiidae. Bases 85 to 1602 code for a protein of 505 amino acids. The record is from RefSeq and is a predicted model, not a curated record.